AUGAGAGUUUCUACAGUUGCAGUCACUGCUGGAUUGUUGGCUUCAGCGCAAGCCCAUUUUGAUGUCGGCUUUGGUGCCGAGCUUGGCCUUGGCCUUGGGCUUGGUCUUGGUAAAGACAAAGCAGAACCCCCAGCACCGGCUCCAACAACACCAACUACACAAGCGCCAGCACCUACUACUCCAGAGAAAACAGUGUACACCACAGACCACAGGAUUUCAACCACUGUCAUCACCGUCACCAAAUGUAAGGAUAACAAGUGUUCAUCAGUGCCAGUCACUACAGGAGUGGUUACUGUCACGGACGAGACUAGUAUAUUUACUACUUACUGUCCAUUGACUGCUGAAUCGUCAUCUGUAUCAUCAUCAUCAUCCGAGUAUACUUCAACCCUGACCUCGUCAUCGCUGUCAUCGUCAUCGCUGUCAUCCUCAUCGCUGAUUUCGUCGUCUUUGUCUUCAUCGGUUCUCCCUGUUUCAUCAAAGCCACCCAUUUCCACCAAAACUGAUGUUGCAACCACAACUGUCGUAGUCACAUCAUGCCACGAAGACAAGUGCCACACAAGCACUGCCACUACUGGUGUCACCACUGUGACUGAAGACACAACAGUCUACACCACCUACUGCCCAUUAACAGCUGAAUCAUCAUCCGAGGCCCCAUCAUCGCUGCCUUCAUCUGUUGCUCCAUCAUCGGAGGCCCCAUCAUCGCUGACAUCAUCUGUUGCUCCAUCAUCUGAGGCCCCAUCAUCUGAGGCCCCAUCAUCGCUGACAUCAUCUGUUGCUCCAUCAUCGCUGCCUUCAUCCGUUGCCCCAUCAUCAGAGGCCCCAUCAUCGCUGACUUCAUCAUCUUUGACUUCGUCGGUUCUCCCUGAAUCGUCAGUGGCAACCAUCUCCACCAAAACUGAUGUUGCAACAACAACUGUCGUAGUCACAUCAUGCCACGAAGACAAGUGCCACACAAGCACUGCCUUGACUGGUUUGACUACAGUUACUGAGGACACUACAGUCUACACCACUUACUGCCCAUUGACUGCUGAAUCCUCAUCUGCACCUUCAACAUCUGAGGCCCCAUCAUCCCUGACUUCAUCCGUUGCUUCAACAUCCGUUACUCCAUCAUCCCUGACUUCAUCCGUUGCUUCAACAUCCGUUGCUUCAACAUCCGAGUCUUCCUCGUCUGUUGCUUCAUCAUCCAAGUCUUCAUCAUCUGUUGAAACUACCCCAUCGGCUGUUGCCCCAACGCCAAGUGCUCCGGCUUCCAGCUCAUCAACUGAAUCUACAACCUCCACUACCCCGGAGACUGUUGACGCGGAAUCAACUACUCCUGAGAAGGAAGCCAAGGUCGAAACAACUCCAGCUGCUGCUGAACCAACCACAAGCUCAACUAUUGUUGUCGACCAGACAAGUACAGAGGAAACUCCAAAUGCUGUUGAUGCAACUAGUGUUUCUACUCCUCCUGCCGCUGCUGCCGUUGAACCAACCACCAGCACUACCCCUGCCGCUGCUGCCGUUGAACCAACCACCAGCACUACCCCUGCUGCCGUUGACGCUGAACCAACCACCAGUACUACCCCUGCUGCUGCUGAACCAACCACCAGCACUACCCCUGCCGCUGCCGCUGCUGAACCAACCACCAGCACUACCCCUACCCCUGCUGCUGCUGAACCAACCACUAGCACUGCUCCUGCUGCUGUGGAUGCUACUAGUGUUUCUACUUCUCCAGCUGCUGCUGCUGUCGAACCAACUAGCGCUGCACCAGCAACCACUCCACUCACUAGUACCACCAGUCUCGCUGCUCAAGCUAGUACUUAUAGCUCAAUUCCUUCAGCAUCGGCUUAUGAAGGUGCUGCAUCUACCAAUGGACCAACCUACGCCUUGUUGGCCAUCGCAUUGGCUUACUUCAUCUAA
This is a messenger RNA of Lodderomyces beijingensis, 1899 nucleotides long. The record is from the annotation of a GenBank genome assembly. Lineage: Eukaryota; Fungi; Ascomycota; Pichiomycetes; Serinales; Debaryomycetaceae.